AUGAAAAUUCAAAAGUAGCUUAUACUUAUUGGACUCUUAGGACUAGUCCUAAUUUCUUGCCAAGGUAGCGGUUCCGAUCAAGGUGGAGGGGAUUAGCCACCUAGUGAUGGUGGAAAUACAGAACCUGUUGCACCAGAUAAUGGGAAUAACUAAACAGGACCAUAAAAUUAAACAGAAGCCUAAAACCAAACUGAUUAAAAUGGCGGUGGAGGUGGUGCUACUACUAAUAUAACAAAUGGUGGAGAUGCCUUACUGUAAGCAAUUGGAUAGCUCGGUUAAUCUCUUAAUGGCUCAGUCUAUCCAGUUGGAGCCGCCGACAAUAUCAUUUCUGCACUGAAUAAUCUGUGGGUUUAAUCUUAGUAUAUUUCUGCAGCAGCAGAUAUUGUGACUUCUUAGAGUCCAGAUUCGAGCAGUGGAGGCAGUAGUGGUUCUGGUGAUUAAGCUACAUUUAGUUCAGAUUAAUAAUAAACUACAGCAUCUUUGAGCUAAAGAUAAACUUGGAUUGACUAAGCGAAUGCUGCUGACGAUAGAAUGUACGGAGUUGUCGAUUAACAAUUGGUGAUACUAUUUUCAGCUAUAAAUGAAUAAUAAUGCUAUAAUGCUUAUACAACAGGAAUCUUUGAAAUAUUUGUAGGUUGGACUAAAUAUAGAAACUUGCUUUUGGGAUUAAAUUUGACUGAUCCAUUAUCACUUCAAAGUUUUUGCCUGGCUGAGAAAGGAAAUUUAGAAUCGAUAAUUAAUAAUAUGGCAUCAUUGAUUAGCGGAGGUGGAGAAUGUGAUGCUUUACAAGUACUAUACGAUGGAAGCUAGGAGAGUAAUAUCUAUACUGGGUGGAGAGAUAAUUUAGAUGAUAAAGCAGGCUAUAUAAUAAUGUAUCUUGCAGAGGGAUAUGUUGUACUUUCCGCUUGUAAUCAAUAUGAGGUGCAAGCAUAAUAAAAUCAAAAUAAUAGUAGCAAUGCUGAUAACUCCUCAGGUUCUUCUAACUCUUCAGAACCCUCAGGAGACAGCUAAUUGACUCAAUUGGUAGACUACUCUUCCCAACUGCAAAGCCUAAUCGAGAGAGUCAUUCAGUUUGACAGGCAAGCUAAGCAAUCCGUCAUGCAGACAGUCGGCCAAAACUUGAACCUACUUUUGAAGCAAAACCAAGGACUCAGUCCAGAAGUACUAGCCACCAACCUCAAUGGAUACUUCAUCCCUAUCAUCUACAGUCAAUAUCUGUGGUAGCUAGGAGUCGUUUACUCGAAUGCCUCUGAGCAAGACUUCUUCUCGAAUUGCUGGUCUUGCGUUACAGUUAUUUAGGGAGACUACAGAGCUACAGUUUCUUGGGUGAGUCCAAACACCACUGCCUCUCUUUAAGCACAGGAUUUACAAGUGCUUAUCCAGUCAGGUAGCUCAGCAGAGGAUAAUUCUAACUCAAUAUUUGCAAAUUUAGGAAACUGUACCAGUGGUGUAUGGAUUUUCAAUUCUUCGAACCCAUAUUUUGUCAGUUCCUAAUUCAGUGAAAGACUUAUCUAUUCCCUAGGAUAGGAGUACGAUAUCUUUGCUUGGGGUGUUUAGGAAGAUUGCCGUGGACAACCAUUACAAGGGGUCUAUUGA
Molecule: messenger RNA, 1596 nt
Organism: Stylonychia lemnae
Lineage: Eukaryota; Ciliophora; Spirotrichea; Sporadotrichida; Oxytrichidae
Source: the annotation of a GenBank genome assembly